CAAAUAACAACAACAACAACAACAACACCAAUAAUAAUAACAGUAAUCUUUAAUGUCGUUACUUUUAUGCUGACUGAAGCCAAACAAUACAUUAACUAGGCAAAGAUUAAACUCAGGGUCAAUACAACCUACAAAAAAUCUACAUCUUUCCAGAGCUAUUUUUUGUGGGUACAGGGCCAAAACAGGUGGAUAAGAGUUUCUGGGUCUACCUCACAGAAUAAACAGUUGAAAAUGAUGUCCUUUUUGAACGUAAUGAGAAACUGGUUCACAGUGUCACGCUCUGACUAGUGCGCAAAUCGGAACACAGCCACUGACUUCGGCGACUAGUGUUGCACCCGGAGUGUUUUUACACGUACACCGGAUUGAACAUGUCCCGCCGUGCGGAGCUGUUUUGACCGUCCGGACCGCGAACAGUGGACAGUGGACAAUGUCCGGCAGAGAAGAAAUGGAGGAUUUAGAGCAGACGAGGCUGCGUCUGUGUGACGAGUUUGCUACUAUCACCGGGUCGGACAGCGCGGUGGCUCAGUGUUACCUCGCUGAAAAUGACUGGGAUAUGGAGCGGGCCUUAAACUCUUUCUUCGAAGCAGAUAUGGAGUCAGUUUUUGACGUUGAGGACAAAGAAGAGGAGAGGAACAGACCUUUGAGUAAGAGAAAGGAGGCUGAUGAUCCAGAGAAGACUGACGAUGCUCCAGAGACAAAGAGGAGGAUGAACCCUCAGCAAGUCCACUGUAUUGAUCUCACUGAGGAGGAGCCUGCUUGCUCCAGCAGCACCAGCUCAAAAGGGAGCGAGGAUGAUGAAGGUGACAGCAAGCUCUCUCUUAUCUCCUGGAAUGUGGAUGGCUUGGACACAUUAAGUCUUGCAGAACGCGCCAGAGGCCUGUGUUCAUAUCUGGCGCUAUACACACCAGAUGUGGUGUUCCUACAAGAACUCAUCCCUUCAUACGCUCAGUAUGUUAAAAAACGUGCUGUCAGCUACCUGUUUAUCGAAGGAAAUGAAGAUGGAUACUUCACUGGUCUUAUGCUGAAAAAAUCAAGAGUAAAACUACAAAAAAGUGAAAUAAUUUCUUAUCCAACAACACAGAUGAUGAGGAAUAUUUUGUGUGCCCAAGUGACAUUCUUGGGUAAAGAACUAUAUUUGAUGACCUCACACUUGGAGAGCUGUAAAGACCAGGCUACAGAGAGAAUGAAACAGCUAGGGAUGGUGUUCCAGAAGAUAAAAGAGGCGCCAGAUAAUGUGACGGUUAUUUUUGGAGGUGACACCAAUCUAAGAGACUCUGAGGUGGCUAAGGUGGGAGGUCUCCCUGCUGGCGCGAUUGACGUGUGGGAGGAGCUUGGCAAACAGGAGCACUGCAGAUACACCUGGGACACUAAAACAAAUAGCAAUAAGACUGUGUCUUACGUCAGUAGAUGUCGCUUUGACCGCAUUUACCUGAGACCUGCAAAAGCAGGGCCUCGAAUGGCUCCUGAACACAUGGCCUUGGUUGGAAUGGAGAAACUGGACUGUGGCCGCUACACAAGUGAUCACUGGGGAAUCUACUGCACUUUCACCUGAUUUUUAAAAAGAAUAUCUGAAUAUGAUGUAUUCGCUGGACAGCAUGGGAUGAACUGUUGAAAUUGACUGAAAUUAAAGACCUACCUCGAUUUCUUUACAUAUUUUUGGCUGUACAUUGUUUGCUGUGCACAGAUUCAUACAAAAAGGCAGUUUCAUACAGAUACGCCACUGUAAAAAAAGUCAGAUCUCCAAUUAAUUUCCAGUCAAAACGGCCUGUAAAUGUAAGUUAUUAAUUGUAGCUUGAUUCAGGCGAGAAGGCGUGGUCUACACUUGCCAUUUCUAAUCAUUUUGACCUACCCCUACAGUGUGACCGUAGAUGCUCAGUCACAUUCUUACAGUUCCUGCUUGCCUCACCAAAACACUUUCAUAUUUGAUGAGUCAAGCAGUGACAACAUUACAUUCAAGCAAAAGAACCACAGCCAUGAUCAAUCAUGAUCUUACCAGUUUGUAUCAUCUCAUUUAGGGACUGAAAGUGCCUCUCUUAGGACUGGUUCCUCUAAAUGAUUUUGCUUGAGCUUAGGCUUAAUUACACAAAAGCAUCCACCAUUGUGUUUUAUUG
Messenger RNA from Colossoma macropomum (tambaqui), 2111 nucleotides. RefSeq names its product tyrosyl-DNA phosphodiesterase 2b (gene tdp2b). The transcript has 7 exons. Gene Ontology annotation, molecular function: protein binding; 5'-tyrosyl-DNA phosphodiesterase activity; single-stranded DNA binding. Gene Ontology annotation, biological process: double-strand break repair. The coding region runs from base 428 to 1552 and encodes 374 amino acids. Gene Ontology annotation, cellular component: PML body; cytoplasm. NCBI's taxonomy places the organism in Eukaryota, Metazoa, Chordata, Actinopteri, Characiformes, Serrasalmidae. The record is from RefSeq and is a predicted model, not a curated record.